AUGAGACGUCCGAAAACAUUGACCAAGCAGGACAUUUUGCUGAUCCUCACAAUUGCUGGUGUCGUCGUGGGCGUAGUCGGAGGCGGGUUGCUUCGGUAUUUGGAUCCAAGUGAAGAAGUUAGGAAAUUCAUCGGAUUACCUGGAGAAUUGUUCAUGAACAUGUUGAAGGCAAUGAUUUUGCCACUUAUUGUGGCAAGCCUUAUUUCCGGUAGUUUUUGCUGCUUCAAUCUCAAGUGCAAUUCACAAUAA
This is a messenger RNA of Cooperia oncophora, 249 nucleotides long. NCBI's taxonomy places the organism in Eukaryota, Metazoa, Nematoda, Chromadorea, Rhabditida, Trichostrongylidae. The record is from the annotation of a GenBank genome assembly.